AUGACUUCUGCAACGUCACCGAUCAUUUUAAAAUGGGACCCCAAAAGUUUGGAAAUCAGGACACUCACAGUGGAGCGGUUGUUGGAACCUCUUGUUACACAGGUGACGACCCUUGUGAAUACAAGCAACAAAGGGCCCUCGAGUAAAAAGAAAGGCCGAUCAAAGAAGGCUCAUGUACUGGCGGCUUCCGUUGAACAAGCGACGCAAAACUUCUUGGAGAAAGGAGAGCAGAUUGCGAAGGAGAGCCAUGACCUGAAAGACGAGCUGGUGGCUGCUGUGGAGGAUGUGCGCAAGCAAGGUGAAACCAUGCGAAUUGCGUCAUCUGAAUUUGCAGACGACCCGUGUUCCUCCGUGAAGCGUGGCACGAUGGUACGGGCAGCCCGGGCACUGCUUUCCGCCGUCACUCGCUUGCUCAUCCUGGCCGACAUGGCAGACGUCAUGAGGCUUUUGUCUCACCUGAAAAUUGUAGAAGAAGCAUUAGAAGCCGUGAAGAAUGCCACGAACGAGCAAGACCUUGCGAACCGUUUCAAAGAAUUUGGCAAAGAGAUGGUGAAACUGAACUAUGUAGCUGCUAGAAGGCAACAGGAACUAAAAGACCCCCACUGCAGGGACGAAAUGGCUGCCGCGCGUGGGGCCCUGAAGAAGAACGCCACGAUGCUGUACACGGCUUCUCAGGCAUUCCUCCGCCAUCCCGAUGUAGCGGCCACGAGGGCCAACAGGGAUUACGUCUUCAAGCAGGUCCAAGAAGCCAUCGCCGGCAUCUCGAAUGCUGCUCAGGCCACGUCGCCCACGGAUGAGAACAAGGGGCACACGGGAAUCGGGGAGCUCGCUGCAGCGCUGAACGAGUUUGACAACAAGAUCAUCUUAGAUCCCAUGACAUUCAGUGAGGCUAGAUUCCGACCGUCCCUUGAAGAGAGGCUGGAGAGCAUCAUCAGCGGUGCGGCGCUCAUGGCGGACUCAUCCUGCACUCGCGAUGACCGGCGGGAAAGAAUCGUGGCGGAGUGCAAUGCCGUACGACAAGCCCUGCAGGACUUGCUUAGUGAAUACAUGAAUAAUGUAAGGUAUCCAUCCUGGAAUUCUGAAAGAACCCAAACUGGAAGGAAAGAGAAAGGUGACCCCCUGAAUAUAGCGAUUGACAAGAUGACCAAGAAAACGAGAGAUCUGCGAAGACAGCUCCGGAAAGCAGUGAUGGAUCAUAUAUCUGACUCUUUCCUCGAGACCAAUGUUCCGCUACUGGUUCUCAUCGAAGCAGCCAAGAGCGGUAAUGAGAAAGAAGUGAAGGAGUAUGCGCAGGUUUUCCGUGAACAUGCCAACAAGUUAGUGGAGGUUGCCAAUUUGGCUUGUUCCAUUUCCAAUAACGAAGAAGGUGUAAAAUUGGUCCGUAUGGCAGCAACGCAGAUUGAUAGUCUCUGCCCACAGGUAAUAAACGCAGCGCUCACACUGGCGGCCCGGCCCCAAAGCAAGGUGGCUCAGGACAACAUGGAUGUCUUCAAAGACCAGUGGGAGAAGCAGGUGCGGGUGCUCACCGAAGCUGUCGAUGACAUCACAUCUGUGGACGACUUCCUCUCCGUCUCAGAAAACCAUAUUCUGGAGGACGUCAAUAAAUGUGUGAUUGCCCUGCAAGAGGGAGAUGUGGACACGUUGGACAGAACGGCAGGAGCAAUUCGAGGUCGUGCUGCCCGGGUCAUCCAUAUCAUUAAUGCCGAGAUGGAAAACUAUGAAGCUGGUGUUUACACAGAGAAAGUAUUAGAAGCGACAAAGUUGCUUUCUGAAACAGUUAUGCCACGUUUUGCCGAACAAGUUGAAGUUGCCAUUGAAGCACUGAGUGCCAACGUCCCACAACCGUUUGAAGAGAAUGAAUUCAUAGAUGCCUCCCGCCUGGUUUAUGAUGGAGUUCGUGACAUCAGGAAAGCUGUUCUGAUGAUAAGGACUCCUGAAGAGCUGGAGGACGAUUCCGACUUUGAGCAGGAAGAUUAUGAUGUUCGCAGCCGGACGAGUGUUCAGACUGAAGACGAUCAGCUUAUAGCUGGGCAGAGUGCAAGGGCUAUAAUGGCUCAGCUUCCCCAGGAGGAGAAAGCUAAAAUAGCAGAACAAGUGGAAAUAUUCCACCAGGAAAAGAGCAAACUGGAUGCAGAAGUGGCCAAGUGGGAUGACAGUGGCAAUGAUAUCAUAGUCCUGGCCAAGCAAAUGUGCAUGAUCAUGAUGGAGAUGACAGACUUCACGAGGGGGAAGGGACCGUUAAAAAAUACGUCCGAUGUCAUUAAUGCUGCUAAGAAGAUUGCAGAAGCUGGUUCAAGAAUGGACAAAUUAGCCCGUGCCGUGGCUGAUCAGUGCCCUGAUUCAGCCUGCAAGCAGGACCUGUUAGCGUACCUUCAGCGUAUUGCACUGUACUGCCACCAGCUUAAUAUCUGUAGCAAGGUGAAGGCAGAAGUCCAGAACUUGGGAGGAGAACUUAUUGUCUCAGGGACUGGAGUUCAGAGCACUUUCACUACCUUUUAUGAGGUAGAGUGUGAUGUCAUAGAUGGGGUCAGGGCUAGUCCACUUUCUACCCACCUACCCACCUGUGCUGAGGGAGCUACACUUGCCAACGGAGGUGGUGACUCUUCCAUGCUGGAUAGCGCCACAUCCCUCAUCCAAGCUGCUAAGAAUCUGAUGAAUGCUGUAGUUCUCACCGUCAAAGCGUCAUAUGUGGCGUCGACCAAAUAUCAAAAGGUCUAUGGUACGGCAGCGGUCAACUCACCUGUUGUGUCUUGGAAGAUGAAGGCACCAGAAAAGAAACCAUUAGUCAAGAGAGAAAAACCAGAGGAAUAUCAAACAAGAGUGAGAAGAGGUUCUCAGAAGAAACACAUUUCUCCCGUACAAGCCCUAAGUGAAUUUAAAGCGAUGGAUUCCUUCUAAUUCACUAGGCUUCACUACAAGGGUUUUUUUUUUUUUAAUUUCCUUUCUUGUUUUUGUAUGCGUACCUGCCGGCUUGUAUGUGUCCGGCAUGGAAACAGAUAACGAAACAGUGUCAAUUUGCAUGCAAACAGACUUUAUUGGAGUCAUUAAGCGAUCCACAAUUUCCCUUCCCAGAGGACACAGGGUGUCUCUUCCACUGACCUUUUUUCCCACAAUAGCAAAAUGAAAUCCUUCCCUACCCCUGCAAGAAAAAGAAAAUGUAUGGUAAAGCUGGGGUAUGGGAAAGGGAGAUAGUCAGCUCUGAAGGAUGGGAAGUAAAUCCUUAAUGCAUGCAAGAAACAUUAGGUUGGCGAGACUAUUUAUGGGGGAAACCAGGACCUUGCAAUGGCAGCCCAUAAUGGCUUGUAUUGCUUUUGUUACAGUGCAAUCAUGUAACUAGCCAAUAUGCUUGAACCCGUGGCCCUGAUAAUGAGACAAUUAAACUUUGGGUCAUCUUCAUUAUGGUAUGUGAAUUUUUAACAAAGAUGGUGAUAAAAGAAAAUUAACACACUUAACCCACACUUCCUUCUUUUGUUUCUAGUAGUGUUAUGACAAUGCUUCUGUUUCGACAAUUCCCACUUGACAUGAGCAGAGUUUCUCUCUUGCGUGCUCUCUCUAUUUCUCUCUUUCUCAUUUGAAAUUGUUUUCCUUUUGCCAAUUGAAUUUCUUCUGGUGGAGUAUGAAGCACAACAUGGUGGUUGACAUUGCCUUUUGUAUUAUUAUGAUUAUAUUAUUAUUCAUAUUAUUAGACAUAGAAAAACUGGUGAUGGAAUGUGUAGAGCCGUGAGAACUGACACGUGUGAGAAUUUAGAGGCAGAUACGUAGGCGUGGCUUUGGAUUACAAGGUA
Messenger RNA from Varanus komodoensis (Komodo dragon), 3785 nucleotides. RefSeq names its product catenin alpha 2 (gene CTNNA2). Gene Ontology annotation, cellular component: actin cytoskeleton; adherens junction; catenin complex. The record is from RefSeq and is a predicted model, not a curated record. Gene Ontology annotation, biological process: cell migration; cell-cell adhesion. Gene Ontology annotation, molecular function: beta-catenin binding; actin filament binding; cadherin binding. Lineage: Eukaryota; Metazoa; Chordata; Lepidosauria; Squamata; Varanidae. The transcript is spliced from 19 exons. The coding region runs from base 1 to 2898 and encodes 965 amino acids.